This is a messenger RNA of Quercus lobata, 589 nucleotides long. RefSeq names its product putative EG45-like domain containing protein 1. Lineage: Eukaryota; Viridiplantae; Streptophyta; Magnoliopsida; Fagales; Fagaceae. Bases 86 to 526 code for a protein of 146 amino acids. The transcript has 3 exons. The record is from RefSeq and is a predicted model, not a curated record. Gene Ontology annotation, cellular component: apoplast; cell wall. Gene Ontology annotation, biological process: systemic acquired resistance.
UCCAAGUAGCCAAAACAAAAUUCAUACCAAUAUAAGAGAUUGGGCUGUUCGAGUUUAGAGCUACUUAUAGGUGAAAGAGAACACCAUGAUGCAUACAUAUAAGAGACUCUCCUUUGUGCUUUUAGACAUACGAAGAAAGAAAGAGGAGAUCGACAUGAAGAUGAGAGUUUUUCUGAUGGUGGGUAUCAUUGCAAUUCUUAUCUCUACAGCUACAGCUAUACCGGGAAUUGCCACUUUUUACACUCAAUAUGUUCCAUCUGCAUGCUACGGCAACCAGAGCCAAGGUGUCAUGGUUGCAGCAGCUAGUGACACCUUUUGGAACGGUGGUGCUGCAUGCGGGAAAUAUUACAAUGUUAGGUGCACAAGAGACCAUAAUGUUACAGUGAAAAUCGUCGAUCACUGUCCGGAUUGCUCAUCAACCAUCGACCUCUCUCGAGAAGCCUUUGCCAAGAUAGCUAAACCUAUGGCUGGAAUAGUAAUCGACAUUGAUUACCACCAGGUUGAAGUCACUCAAAGACUAGACUAAUGCUCAAGCUGUUGGAAACUGUUGUAACAAUAUUGUACCUUAUAAAACAAAUUAGAUUAAGAC